This is a messenger RNA of Dromiciops gliroides (monito del monte), 4379 nucleotides long. It is a transcript of the gene PABIR2, whose product is annotated as PABIR family member 2. NCBI's taxonomy places the organism in Eukaryota, Metazoa, Chordata, Mammalia, Microbiotheria, Microbiotheriidae. Gene Ontology annotation, molecular function: protein serine/threonine phosphatase inhibitor activity. The record is from RefSeq and is a predicted model, not a curated record. The transcript has 10 exons. Bases 564 to 1412 code for a protein of 282 amino acids.
GAGUGGCGGAAAGAGGGCCGGCCCUGCUGUUGCUGAGGCUUCGGAAGCUGUGGCGACGGCGGCGGAAGCAGUAGAGGCAGCAGGUUGUAGUUUUUGUUUUGGCCUCAGCCCGCCAGCUGGUUCUCCGGGGCUGUUCCUGCCGGCCUGAGGAAGAGGAGGAGAAGGAGGAGGAGGAUCGGCUGCCUUCUGUAGCCCCUAUCUGGUCAGGUGGCGGGGAGCGGGGAACCUAGAAUUAGCGGGGCGAAGUCCCGGGACGGAGCAUGGGGGGCUGGGCCCAGGCCCAGGCCCAGGCCCAGACCCAGACCCAGGCCCAGGCCCUACCAAUGCUGAGCCUCUUCCCCGCAUCGUGUGAUCGGCUGCCAGGGGGGCCGCGAUGUUUGUAGGUCCCAGAGAAGGCGGCAGUAGGAGCCUCCCCUUCUCCUUCUAGAACCACCACCUCCUCCUCCUGCUUCCUUCUCUCCCCCUCUCCCUGUCCUGCAGCGAGUGGGAGCCGAGAGAACCCAGAGUUGAAAACCGAAUCUAGCCUCAGGCCAUCCCCACAUCCCGAUCCCCAGCCUCCCAGCAUGGCUCAGGAGAAAAUGGAGUUGGACCUGGAGCUGCCGACUGCCACGGCUCCCCCUGACGGGGGCAACCUGAGGAGGUCCAACAGUGCUCCCUUGAUCCAUGGGCUCAGUGAUAAUUCACAGAUUUUUCAGCCUUAUGUAAUCCGAACUCGGAGGAAUAGUACAACAGUGAUGAACCGUCAUAGUCUGUUGCUGUCAUCUUCUCCUAUUCGUAUUCCUAGUAGCAGACUUCAUCAGAUCAAAAGGGAAGAAGGAGUGGACUUGAUGAACAGAGAAGCUGCCCAUGAAAGGGAAGUGCAGACCGCAAUGCAGAUAAGCCAUUCCUGGGAAGAAAGCUUGAGCUUGAGCGAUAAUGAUUUUGACAAAUCGGAGAAAUCAUCUUCUCCUAAGAGAAUUGACUUCGUCCCAGUUUCUCCAGCACCAUCACCCACUAGAGGAAUAGGAAAGCAAUGUUUUUCACCAUCCUUACAAAUGUUUGUGAGUAGCAAUGGGCUACCUCCCAGUCCUAUCCCCAGUCCAACAAGACGAUUUUCCAACAGAAGAAGUCAAAGUCCAAUCAACUGCAUUAGACCCAGUGUUCUUGGGCCCAUUAAAAGGAAAGGUGAAAUGGAAACUGAAAGCCAGCCAAAGAGACUCUUUCAAGGCAUUACUACUAUGCUUUCUCCUGAUAUUACGAAUUUGGCAGAUCUCAGUUCAUGUCUGUCUUCAGAUAUUCUGGAUGGCAGUAGUAGCAGCAUUGGCUCAUCCUCAGACUCACUGGCUAAAGUCAGCAAUGCCACAGACUCUCCAGUAACAUGUUCCAAUUCAUGCUCUUCGUUCAUCUUGAUGGAUGACCUUUCACCCAAGUGACUUAACCAUUUGUCAUUCAGUGUUCUGACCAUGCUGUUUUCUAGACAAAAGACUCAGGCAGGAAGGGGAAAAGGAACUUUGAUCCUUAAUGAGGACUAAGAUAGUAAUUAGGAUAACAAAAAUUAAUGGAACAUUAUCCUAUAACAUCUCUAUUCUCAAAAGGUUUGAUUCAUAGAUAUGUUAACCUUACUGCUAGUUGGGGCAAAUUUCCUUUUGCGUGAAAUGACUGUUCAGAUGAUUCAAAUGAGCUUUGGGUUGCUGUUGCCAUAUUUUACUUUCAAUGCCUAAAAGGCUCCCUCCUAAAGGUCCUGUAGUUAGAGUACUGAUAUAUAGGUUCUAGUGUGGCUCCUUUCCCCAACAAAAGUAAACACCAGUUACAAAACUGAUCGGGGGGCAGCUGGUGGUGCAGUGGAUAGAACACUGGCCCUGGAGUCAGGAGUACCUGAGUUCAAAUCCAGCCUCAGACACUUAAAACUUACUAGCUCUGUGACCCUGGACAAGUCACCUAACCCCCAUUGCCUCACUAAGGGGGGAAAAAAAAGCUGAUCAGGAAGGCUCUACAAACAUAAGAGAUUUAUAUGUGAUUUUUCAUUUUUACUCUUUGAGCUGCUUGCUUGUAGCCAGACUAGAAAAUACUUAGCGGUCUCUGUAGCUGCCAGUGUUGCUCUUUUGUAGUUAAGAUUUGUAUGGAAGGAUGGGGAUUGGUUUUAAUGUUUGAAAUGUUAAUGGCUUGGUAGUAUGCCUGAAUUAGUUAGUUAGUAAGAUCACUCCAGAUCCCUAUAACCCAGGAGUAGGGGUAGCUAACAUUUUUUUCCCAAACGUUGUAGCCCUGAGGAAUGUAUAACAUAUUAUUAAUAUUUCUAGUUAUUUGUUGUCAAGGAGAAGAAAUUCCAGCCUUGAUCAAAGAUGUCUGGUGCAUCCAGAAGUGACUAGCCAGUGUUAACUGACCUAAAAAACUACAGUGCAAGAGAGUGCACAUGGGGCCAUCAAAUGUCUCCUGUGGCAUUGAGGCCAUAGGGAUUUUUGUGCCUUAGGGGACACUGUUCUACUGUUAAAGAAUGUAAACCAUGGGGGAAGGGGAAAGCAGAAAGGGUGUGCCUUCUGUAAUAAGCUCGCAUGGGCUCUGGUGCACCUUUUCAACUUUUAGAUUUCUUUGCUUUCCCCUAUGGUGACUGGUACCAAUGAUUCAGUCCCUCUGCAUCACAGUUUUUGCAUUGCCACUAGAAUAGAUGGAUGGGCUUAAGUAACUUUCAUGCUGCCUUGAAAUAAGGCAAGUCUCUAAAGUUUAAUUUCUAGGGAGAAAAAAAAGUUUGCAGGCCAGAUAGGCGAAUGCUGGCUCUGUACUCUACUUCUGAAGAGUCAGAUUUGAAUUGUAAAGGAGCAUUUCAGUCAGUUCGAGGUAGCAAAAUCCAGAAUUUCCUAACAGGAAAACUAUUAACUGAGCUAGAUAACCCAUUGAUUAUACUCUCUACUAUUAUGCUAUUUAUUAUUUAUAACUGUGUAAAAAGUCUGUGUGAUGAAUUAUAGUAUUUUUUAUGAUUAAAACUUUUGAAAUGUUUGGUAGUAAGUUCUGGCUUGUCUCUAACAUCCAAAAGAAGCUUUCAUUUUGGAAUAAUGGUUCAAAAUGCUUUUGUCUAAAAUACAGCAUUUGUGUUUUGGUUUGGUUUUGUAAGAAAAUAACACUGAAUUUUAAAGAGAAAUUAUGUGUUUUGAAGGUAAGCAGCAAUCUGCAAUGUUGUGUAGGCCAGCUGGAGGGGAGAACUAGACUUUCUUUUCAGCUCUAACAAGGACAUGGUGUGGUCUCCAGAAGUCUGAUUACAGUAUCUUGUGUUUUUAUUUUAAAUUGUAAUAAUCAUUGUAGCCAAUAAUGAAGUUAUUACUUGUAUUAUUUUUACCCUUGGAGCAUCACUAGUUUUCCCCACCUCAAAUAGAUGUGUAUAUUGUAAAAUAUUAAUCCAUAGUGUGCCAUUUAAAGGAGAACACAUAAUUAGUUCUACAGUAUUCAAUGUACUCAUUUUAUUUGUAUAUGAACCGUAUUAUUUAAGAUGUUUCUGCCUGUACAGUAAUGACUAGAGUGUUUUAUCUUCCAGAAUAUUUAUCCACUUUCACUUUGCUGUCUUUUUUGCCUUAAAGGGACACUUUCAGCCAUAAUUUUCAGACUCUGAAUUGAUUGCUAAGAUGUAACCUUUCAAUUCUUAUAGAUGAUUAAAUCUAAUUCUGAGAUGUUAAUCAUUAAAUUGUGGGGGAGGGAGCUGGAGAAGAGAAAUGAAACAUCAAUAUAUUCCUGCAGUGUUCACUAUUAGGAUAUAAGACCCAUGAAGUCAUUUUUCAUUGUUUCAACAGCAGCUUGGUGUUAGGAGUUAUAUGUUAGAGUCAGGAAAACCUGAGUUUACGAUCUACCUCUAACACAUACUAGCUGUGUGACCACAGACAAGUCACUUAAUCUCUCAAGGCCCCAGGCCACUCUGGGGUUCUGUUCCACAUGAGGUGCUGAUCUUCAUUCAGCAUAUGGAGUGCCCUAUACCAAUGAAAUCAUGGGUCUGGACCAAAAGGGGGGGGGUUAAAUGAUCACACAUAGUGAUCUGUUUGAAAUCAAUUCCAAAUAAAGGUCAGUUAACUAAUGAACUUUGCUGACGGUCUAGCAAAUGAAGUUUGUUGACAGUGUCCCUUUAUUUCCAUAAAAAGUUCACUCUGCCAUUUGAAAAAUCCUAUCUGUUCUGAUGUGAUGUAGAGAUUGUCAUUUAUCCCCAUUACACUCUCCCGCCCUCUUCUCAGUGUCUCUGUUUGGCAACAUGGACAAGGGAAGGGAGGCCCAGCGUCUCCCUUGUGGCCAUCAGAUGGGUUCGUCUGCUUGACUUGUAGAAGUGAUGUACUUCAUGAUUACUGUUUCAGGAGUGAUGGAAAGUUUUCUGUGAAAUGUUGGCCUUUGUAAACAUUAGAAUGAAAAUCUCAUACAAUGUGAACACA